Drosophila rhopaloa is the source of this 544-nucleotide messenger RNA. RefSeq lists its product as uncharacterized. The record is from RefSeq and is a predicted model, not a curated record. Lineage: Eukaryota; Metazoa; Arthropoda; Insecta; Diptera; Drosophilidae. Bases 90 to 425 code for a protein of 111 amino acids. The transcript has 3 exons.
CGUCUGGUCACACUGUUUUCACGUUCUUGCGUUUGUUUGGCUUUUUUCUGCGAUCUUGUGGUCAUAUCCAGAUUUUACAGAUACUAGAGAUGGGUCGCAACAAGGCGAACAACAAAAAGGUGGCUCCCGGAGCCAGCAAGCCAAAGACGCCGCUUAACAAGUCCAAGAAGGCAAAGAACGUGUUCAAAGUGGCCGACGGUAAUAAGGGCAAGGGCAAGAAGCCCAAGGAGGUGCAGGGCAAGCUCAAGCAGAUUAAGGAAUCUGUCAAGGCCAAACAGGAGAAGGUGGACGCCAGCCUGAAGACACUGCACAAGGAUCUGGUGGUCAAGAAGCCAAAGGCUCCGGUGGCACCCAUCAAGAACAAUAAGAAGAAGGGGGCCAAUGCUCAGAAAGUGUCAGACACGCUGGGCAAACUCAAGUUCUAAAAAAAUCCUCUGGAUGCUACGUUGUCCGGCUUGCGUUUUACGUAUAGUAGAUGUAGUUAGUUCCCAUUGAUUGUUAAAGACUUUGGUCUGAUCCAAAAUAUACGAUAACUAUAUGGACA